Daldinia caldariorum is the source of this 1899-nucleotide messenger RNA. Its product is annotated as PLP-dependent transferase. The record is from RefSeq and is a predicted model, not a curated record. Gene Ontology annotation, molecular function: L-2-aminoadipate:2-oxoglutarate transaminase activity; pyridoxal phosphate binding. The transcript has 2 exons. Gene Ontology annotation, biological process: biosynthetic process. Lineage: Eukaryota; Fungi; Ascomycota; Sordariomycetes; Xylariales; Hypoxylaceae. The coding region runs from base 39 to 1604 and encodes 521 amino acids.
CGGAGAUAAGAAAGUAUGGAGAUUUCGGGUACACGCCCAUGGGGUUAAACAUAUACGAUACCUUACUCAGAUUCCCACCACCUCCGCCUCUCGGAGACUCAACGCUUGUGGGCCAGACCCAAGCUCUUUUGGCUUGGCUUGCCCCAUCUUCUCACGGCCUUGCGUACCUAUCUCGUCAUGUCAUCUCGACGUAUUGUGUAGGUUAUACACGGCCCCGAUUUACCCUAGGUAUGCCACAAGACGCCAUGAAACCGAUUGACCUAUUAGUUGGUCGGCCGUCCCUAAAUUUACAAGCGGCAGACAAGCUAAUAGCAGCGUCUCGAACUAUCCUGUCGCAAUCCGACAAAUCGGAGCCGGCCCUGACGUACGGCCUAGACCAUGGUGAUGACCAUAUUCGCCGGCACAUCGGGGCCUGGCUUAGCCAGAAAUAUCGCCCCGUAUCCGGCUAUAUCACCCAAGAUCGGAUCAUCAUUACUAACGGCGCCUCUGGGGCGCUUUCUGGAAUUCUGCAGAAGUUCACAGACCCGUUAUAUACGCGUCGUAUAUUUCUUGUAGAACCCACUUACUUUCUUGCUGCUCAGACCUUUCUAGAUGUAGGGUUUGGUCGGAAAAUGCGAGGGAUCCCUGAAGACGACGAAGGCAUUGACUUGGAGUAUCUGAGACGUCAGCUGGAAGAAGACAGCAAAUCCGAUGAUAGUUCGGAUGUUGACAUGCCUGCUACAAAAUUUGCUUCUCAAGGAUUUAAGAAACUUUUCAAGUAUGUCUUAUACGUGGUCCCAACACUAUCCAAUCCAACUGGGAAAACAAUGUCGAUGCAUCACCGUAUCGACCUGGUCGAAUUGGCCCGCCGGCACGAUAUGCUUUUGAUUGCAGACGAUGUUUACGACUUCCUUGCCUGGCCGACUGAUGACGAUAUCCCUCAUGAAGGUUUAGAAUUGCCCCCGAGGCUUGUGGAUAUCGACCGGCAAAUGCCUGGACUGAACGAAUGGGGGAAUGCUGUAAGUAACGGUUCGUUUUCGAAGCUGGCGGCGCCCGGCCUUCGGGUGGGGUGGUGUGAGGCGAUGCCGAACUUUAUAAACGGACUAUCUACAGUCGGGGCUACUAUGUCCGGCGGCUGUCAGGCGCAGUAUACUUCCUUCUUAGUCGACGAGAUGUUAGUGUCCGGAAUUCUGGAACAUCACAUACAGAAUACUUUGAUCCCUAUAUACCGGAGAAGAUAUAAGGCCCUUGUGCGAGCCAUUAAAACUUAUCUAUACCCACUUGGAAUCAGGAUAUCAACCGGAAAGCCAUACGAAGUGUUCGCCAUGGACGGCAAGAGUAAUCGUGUGCCGACCAUAUUAACGGGAGGUUUUUUUCUUUACGUAGAUUUUCCAAGAGGAGAUAAAUUUCCAUCCGUGACCGAAAUUAUCCGCAUUGGUCGCGAGGAGUACGGCUUAACUAUCGCACCAGGUGAAAUCUUCGCUGUUAAAGGAGACCCAAACAGUCUUGAGAGGGCUGGGUCGACAUUCAAUCUGGGCACUAGGCUAUGCUGGGCAUGGAACGAAGAAGAAGUACUGAUUGAAGCGAUGGAAAGAUUCGCGAAAGCCAUCCAGCAGGCAAAAUAGCCAAAGGUAUAACACACCUGAGGUACCUUAGGGAGUUUAAGAACCAAGAACUUUUACUUCUUUAAGACUUGGGAAUAUUGGAGUAAAAGGGGGAGGGACCUUCAUACACAUUGAAGAAGACAUUUAGCUUUUGCGACUAGCCUUCGCAGCUAUGGCAAGGACCUAGUUAAUAUAUAAUAGGAGGCGGUGGUUCUCUACCUUGGUGUGGUUCAUAAGAAGGUUAAAUGCUUACGGUGCCCGAGCUAAAAAAUGCGAUGAGGCGCAUUAAUAUCCAUAUAACUACUACUCAAUAUAU